This is a messenger RNA of Sphaerodactylus townsendi, 837 nucleotides long. It is a transcript of the gene DPCD, whose product is annotated as deleted in primary ciliary dyskinesia homolog (mouse). The record is from RefSeq and is a predicted model, not a curated record. The coding region runs from base 260 to 766 and encodes 168 amino acids. The transcript is spliced from 6 exons. NCBI's taxonomy places the organism in Eukaryota, Metazoa, Chordata, Lepidosauria, Squamata, Sphaerodactylidae.
CCCUGCAAAGGGGGCGGGGAGGGCUUUCCUGGGACAGCGAAAAGCCGGUCACCAAGAGUGUGCGGGUAACGGGGGAGGCGGCUGCCCUUGCAAAUAGAGGAGGCGUCGAUGUGUGAGGAGGGGGCAGUGCAGCCGCCCUGAUUUUGCACCCUCAACUUGGAAUCCUACCUUGUGCUUACCUGGAACCAAGAUCCGUUGAACACAUGGGGCUGAUUGUGGCAAGCGAAAAAUCCAUUACUUGUUUGACAAUGGAAAGGAGAUGGCUGAGGAGUAUGACAUGAAGACCAACCAGCUGCUUUUGAGGAAAUGGAGAGAGAAAAAUACUCUGGGGGCUUAUGGCAGUUGGCAGGUCGAGGUGGGAGAGCCAACCCUGCCUGCAAUGGGAAUCCUGGAUCGGGAGCUCAUAAUGGAGAGUAGUGCCAAUCCCAUCUUUAUGCGAAAAGAUACCAAGAAUGCCUUCCAGUGGCGGAUUCGGAACUUGCCAUAUCCUAAGGACGUCUACAGGGUUUCAGUGGAGAAGGAUCAGCACUGCUGUGUUAUUCGCACAACAAACAAGAAGUAUUACAAGAAGUUCUCUAUUCCUGACCUAGACAGAUUCCAGCUGCCUUUGGACUGCACUGCUGUGAGCUUCACACAUGCCAGCAAUACACUGAUUAUCACAUAUCAGAAACCACCAGAGAUUCUGGCUGCAGAGAAGGAACUACAAAAGGAGCUUGAAAAGAUCCAGGCAGCUAAUACUGGAGAGGGAGAGUGCAAGACCCAAUAGCUGCAAAACGUCCUACGUGUAUAUAUUUUGCUACUUUUCUUUACAAAUAAAUAUAUUGACUGGCAAUUAAA